Messenger RNA from Polyodon spathula (Mississippi paddlefish), 3472 nucleotides. Its product is annotated as toll-like receptor 7. Gene Ontology annotation, molecular function: pattern recognition receptor activity; protein binding. Gene Ontology annotation, cellular component: plasma membrane. Gene Ontology annotation, biological process: positive regulation of interleukin-6 production; defense response to virus; toll-like receptor signaling pathway. Lineage: Eukaryota; Metazoa; Chordata; Actinopteri; Acipenseriformes; Polyodontidae. The record is from RefSeq and is a predicted model, not a curated record.
UGAAGAAUGUGCUCAAAUUCAAAGAGUGGAGACCAACCGGGACCUUUAUAUCUUCAUAUAUCUUUAUAUCUUGCUUCACCAAUGCCUGGAGAUAAUAUUGCAUGUCGCUGGCAACUUUCGGUCAGACAAAGAAAAUCCUUUAAAGAGGACAACUGAAAAAAAAAAAAGAAAAUAGUUUUUACCUGAUUUACAAACAGCAAAAAUGAUUUUUUGGAACAGCUCAUUGAGUUGGACGACCUGCAUCCUCUUUUUUUGCUACAGUGUUUCAAUGCUCACUGCAACCAGCUGGUAUCCCAAAAGCCUUCCUUGUGAUGUGUCUGUGAAAAGAAAUGGAACAACCGUCUUAAUUGAUUGUAAUGAACGUAAACUUACAGAGGUGCCAAAAGGAUUUCCAGCAAAUGCCACAAAUUUAACUCUCACCAUUAACCAUAUACCAAAUAUUUACAAGACAUCCUUUGCUGGACUUGAGAACCUCACUGAAAUUGAUUUCAGAUGUAACUGUGUGCCUGUUAAAAUAGGACCCAAAGAUCAUGUGUGCACCAAAAGUCUUCAUGUGGAAGAUGGAAGCUUUUCCUCACUUCCAAAUUUAAGGUCACUGUACUUAGAUGGAAACCAGCUCUCCAAAAUACCUAAAGGCUUGCCUCCCAACUUGCUGCUGCUAAGCCUUGAAGUAAACAAGUUUUCUGCAAUUUAUAAAGAAAACCUCUCAGAAUUAACAAACAUAGAAAAGCUCUACUUGGGACAAAACUGCUACUACCGCAAUCCAUGCAAUGUUUCUUUUGAUAUUCAAUAUGGGGCUUUCUAUGACUUGAAGAACCUUGCUUUAUUAUCUCUCAAAUCAAAUAAUUUAUCUCAAGUUCCUCAGAACCUACCCCCAAGUUUAAAGGAGCUUUACCUAUAUAAUAACAGGAUUCAACACAUAGCUAGAUAUGAUUUCAUAAACUUGACUCAACUGGAAAUACUCGAUUUGAGUGGGAACUGCCCUCGAUGCUACAAUGCCCCUUUCCCAUGUACUCCAUGCCCUAAUAAUGCCCAAAUUAAUAUUGAUCUAUUUGCUUUUGACAUGUUAAAAGAUCUGAAGAUACUACGCCUUCAUAGCAAUUCUCUUGAGACAGUCCCUUAUCAAUGGUUCCGACAUACAGGAAUGCUAAAAAUUCUAGCUCUUUCCUCAAAUUAUUUGGCUAAAGAAAUUGUAAAAGCCCAGUUUUUGAUGAAUCUCAGCAAGCUGGAAGAGAUAGAUUUAUCAUUUAACUUUGAGCUACAGCACUAUCUUCCAUUCCUAAGUCUUUCUGAAUCCUUUUCUAAAUUAAUCUCGCUCAGAGUCCUAAGAAUCAGGGGUUAUGUUUUUAGAGAAUUAAGUGAAGCAGCCUUUGAGCCGUUGAAAAAACUUAAACAACUGGAAAUUAUUGACCUCGGAACCAACUUUAUUAAAUUGGCCAACCUCAGUAUCUUAAGAGAGUUACAGGCAUUUCAAAUCAUUAAUCUUUCUGAUAACAAAAUAUCACCUUAUUCUAGCAAUUCACCCUAUGUUUCAAGGUCUUGUUCAACUGCAAAUACUACCAGGGCUCCAUUGGGAAGUAGGACACAGUUCUACUAUGGAGAUGUCCGGGGGAUUCACUAUUUUAAGUAUGAUGAGUAUGCACGCAGUUGCAAGUCCAAGGACAAAGAGGCUGGUUCCUUGAAUUCGAUUGUUAAUAAAGAUUGUAGUCGGUUUGGAAAAACACUGGAUUUAAGCAGAAAUAAUAUAUUUUUCAUUAACCCCACAGAGUUUAAACAGCUUGGUGACCUUAGAUGUCUCAAUCUAUCAGGCAAUGCCAUGAGUCAGUCUUUGAAAGGCUCUGAGUUCUCUUACCUUUCUGGACUGGAGUAUUUAGACUUUUCCAACAACCGCAUUGAUUUAAUGUACUCUACGGCAUUCCAGGAACUGAAAAAUUUGAAAGUUUUAGACCUCAGUCAUAAUAACUUUUACUUUUUGUCAGAGGGGAUAACACACAUGUUGAACUUUACCAAAAACCUGCCUAAACUUCAAACUCUACUGUUAAACUAUAAUAAAAUUUCCACCUCGACGAACACAGUUAUGGAAAGCCAUUCCCUGGAAAUAUUGGAGUUCAAAGGAAACCGUCUUGAUGUUUUAUGGAGAGAUGGAGACACAAGGUACAAUUAUUAUUUUAGAAAUUUAUCUAACCUAGUCCAGCUUGACAUCUCUUACAACAGCCUUAAUUUUAUACCUCAACUGGUUUUUAAAGGCAUGCCAUCAAAACUUCGUGAGCUGUACUUGAACAACAACAAGCUGACGUCUUUCAAUUGGGGAAAGCUGCAAUUGCUCACAUACUUACAAGUCCUAGACCUCAGCAAUAAUAAACUAAAGACUGUUCCUCGUGUGCUCUCCAACUGCACCAGAACUCUCACCAAAAUGAUUUUGCACACAAAUCAAAUCCCAAAGCUCACCCAAUAUUUCCUCGAAGAUGCUUUUAGCCUUAAAUAUCUGGACCUAAGUUUUAAUCAACUCCAAUUUAUCAUGAAGUCUAGCUUCCCAGAAAACGUUGUCAAUCACCUGGAAGUCCUACUGUUGAACGGGAACAAAUUUAUGUGCACGUGUGAUAAUCUAUGGUUUGUUAUGUGGAUUAACCAAACGACAGUCAACAUUCCCCGCCUGGCAACAGAUGUGACCUGUGCAGCUCCUGGAGCCCAAAAAGGCCGCAGUGUCCUCUUCAUUGAUCUUCACAUAUGUCAGCUCAACUCUCUUUCCAUCAUACUACACAUCUUGUCAACAUCAAUCAUUCUCUGCCUCCUUGUGAUUUCAAUUUCAAGUCAUCUCUUUUACUGGGAUGUAUGGUACAGUUACCACUUCUGUGCUGCAAAGCUCAAGGGAUAUCAAACCUUGUCCUCGCAAAGCAGCUGCUAUGAUGCAUACAUUGUGUAUGACAAGAAGGACUCUGCGGUUUCUGACUGGGUUUUAAAUGAGCUGCGUGUCCAUAUGGAAGAUAAUGGUGACACCAGCUUCCAAUUAUGCCUAGAGGAAAGAGACUGGAUCCCUGGUCUUCCAAUCAUAGACAAUCUUUCCCAGAGUAUCCAACAGAGCAGAAAGACUGUGUUUGUACUAACCAACACAUUCCUCUCAAGUGGGAACUUCCAGACAGCUUUCUACUUGGCUCAUCAACUACUUAUGGAUGACAAGUCUGACGUGAUUAUCUUGGUUUUUCUUGAAAGAUCGCUUCAGAGUUCCAAGUAUCUAAGACUUCGAAAGAGACUCUGCAGAGGCUCUGUCUUGGAAUGGCCCAAAAACCCUCAAGCCCAGUAUUAUUUUUGGCAGUGUUUGAGGAACGCAUUGGCUACAGAGAACCAUACACAGUAUAACAGACUCUUCAGAGAGACUCUAUAGUUGACUAUGUCUUUUUAUAGCAACAUAGCAUGCUAAAAAAUAUAUUAUUGUAAAAUACUAAUGAAAUAACCAAAAUACAUAUUCUUAUUC